CUCGUAUGGUGCGCUGCAACGUCCUGAACAUCACCAGCAACUACAGCCCUCACGUGGACGACACCGUCGCCCUCAACGCCAGGCUCGACCCCGCCUGCUGCUCCUGGAUGAAGAUCCAGGACUGCGGGCUGGUGCUGGAGGA
This is a messenger RNA of Hyalella azteca, 142 nucleotides long. Its product is annotated as protein NDRG3. NCBI's taxonomy places the organism in Eukaryota, Metazoa, Arthropoda, Malacostraca, Amphipoda, Hyalellidae. Gene Ontology annotation, biological process: signal transduction. The record is from RefSeq and is a predicted model, not a curated record. Gene Ontology annotation, cellular component: cytoplasm.